AUAAAACCUGCGGGUCCUCUUUGUUGACAGCAGAGUCCAGUGGAAACCACCGAGCGCUUCUCAGCGGCUCCGUAUUAGCAGUUCACAUAUCAGAUAUCAUCAUAUAUCCCAAACAAGCAGUCAUGGUGGCUAUGGCAAAGAGAGUGAAAACCUUUCAAAUCAGCUUUUCGGACCCCAACAAGACGUUUUACUGCGGCGGGGACAAGGUGUCCGGCCGGAUACAAGUGGAAGUGAACGAAGUGACCCGUGUGUCCGCAGUGAAGGUCCUGGGUCUGGGCUGCGCCAAGGUGGAGUACGCUAAAGGCAAGCAGCGGUGCCGACAGGAGGCCGAGUACCUGAGACAUGAAGAGGUCCUGCUACUGGACGGCCAGCCCACAGACUCUGAUGGAUCAGUCGUCUUGAGGCCUGGCAACAAAUAUGAGUACAUCUUUGGAUUUGAGCUCCCCCAGCAAGGGCAGCUGGUGUCCUCAUACAAGGGGAAGUUUGGCUAUGUCCAGUACUAUGUGAAGGCCCUGAUGGAGAGGCCUCAGCAGCCCACCUUUGAGUGUAGGAAAGCCUUUGAAGUGGAGGAGCCCCUGGAUGUCAACACCCCAGACCUGCUGUCUCCCUCAGGUGGCAUGAAGGAGAAGAAAGUCACCUGCAUGUUCAUCCCUGAUGGCCAGGUGUCACUGAAUGCAAAAAUUGACCGCCGUGGCUUCUGUGAAGGCGAAGACAUCUGCAUCAACGCAAAGUUUGAGAACACCUGCUCUCGCAUUGUGGUGCCCAAGGCCGCCAUCAUCGCCAAGCACACUUACCAGGCCAACGGCCGCACCAAGGUAUUCCGCCAGAAGUUGUCUUCGGUGCGCGGCAACCACAUAAUCUCCGGCAUGUGUGACGCCUGGCAAGGAAAGACCAUCAGGGUGCCAAAGAUCAAACCCUCUAUGCUGGGCUGCAACAUAAUCCGUGUGGAGUACGCUCUAAUGAUUUACAUCCACAUCCCUGGUAGUGAGAAGCUGAUACUGGAGCUGCCUCUGGUCAUUGGUACCGCUGGUCUGGGCAGCCGCAGCAACAGCGUAAGCAGCCAGGAGGGUUCGGUCAGCAACUCGUCCCAGAGCUGGGUGUCCCUCAGGAUGCCCUCUGAGCCUCCCAGCUACUGUGACCUCACCCGCGACUGCCGCCUGGACCAGCCCCUCACGCCACUCCUGGACGACGUUGACGGUGACGCUGACGACAGCCCCAUCUUCAUGAACGCUCCAGCCUUUCAGUUCCCGCCAAGUCCGACAUACACUGAGGCUGAGGAGGAGUACCAUGGCAACGCUCGCAUGCUGCCGGUCUGCUGAAGUCCAGCAGGGAUUCUACAACUGUGGUCCAGCUCUCAGGGACCAUUCAUCUUAAGCACUUGAAAAGGAGCAGAAGGUCCAAACUCCAGAGAAGAUGUGUUGGGAUUCAGAAGUAUAGCCAGGACUGUGGAAAUGGACAGAAAGAGGCUUGCCUGCUCUGUCUGCUGUCUUCACCGCGCUUCAUCACCUACGCUGAUCUUGAGUCUUCCGCCUGGUGCCCUUCAGGUCAUGGACACAGAGGCUGUGGUGCUCUACAUUUCUGAAUAAGCUGUCCCUUCCAGAGACUCAAACUUUCAGGGUCUCACUGUACAUUCACAGACACUUUAUGACUUUGUUUUUGGGGCCAAGCAUUGUAUGAGUCAGACCUCAGCCUGCUGUGACAUCUUGCUUUUUUGGGGGUUUGUCUUUUCCCCAUAAUGCAUUGUUUCCCACGGAAUUAGAGUGUAUUUGUGGUAGUGGCACUGAAAAAAGUUGUGAAGUUUUGAAAAACAAAAUACUUUAUUUUGAUAUAUUUUUUGCAUUCUGAUUUGUUUUUCAAAUGAUGGGUUUGAGGGGAGCCCAGCUUUAUUUACAUGUCAGUCGUCUGGACCCUACUACCCCCUGCUCUAAAGCCUGGCAUCACCACACAGCUAGCAUAUGUUGUGAGUUCACCUGGAAGUCCCAAACACCAGGUAUGUUUAGUCUGUUCCUCUCUGCCGUUGUGUUUUCACAUAGAACCGUGCUGGUUAAAGUUAACGCCGCUGUAAAAAGGGCUAAUGUCAGCUAUCUUAGCUAACAUCAGGCUUUAUGUGAAAAACAAUGGCACAGAGAAACAGACUUACUUGCAGUCUGGGAGUUUCAGGUGAACUUGUGAAAGCUGUUGUCAUAGAUGUAUGGUAACGUCAGAGGCUUACUGCAGUCAAGCAGUCCAAGUGUGCACAGAUAGGAGGCGGCCACUGGGCUAUUCGACAGGGGUCCCAAUGUAAACAGAGAGAGAGAGAGAGAGAAACGGAGGGGCCGAGUGAAUCAAUGCGCUGCACACAGCUCUGCAAUAAAAUAAGAUAUUACCCAUUUAAAAAAGUAAAGAAAUAGUAAAGAAAUUUUAGUAAUAAUUACUAAAAUUAAUGUAAGGGAAACACUGUAAUGCUUUGUCAUUCCUGUCCAACCUAUGUUUUUAAGGGAUUUCCCUUGAGGAAUCAUCCUUUUUGUUGAGUCCAGUCAGUUUGUGUUGCUGUAAAGAAUUGUCAGGAUUAUUGUUGCCUUUUGAGAAUUACAGCAUGUAGAAUAAUCUUCGUCAGAGGCUAAUCUUCAAUAUUUUCUUUUGCACCAGUGUUUAAAAAAAAGAGAUUUAUUCCUGUAUUUUAUUGCACUUUUUGAUUGAUGCAUUUUGCUCUACUACUGCCUCAAAGAGUUUUUGUUUUUUAUGUUUUGUGUGAACAGCGUUUGUGAUGUGGAGAGUGAAUAUUCUCUAGGUUAAACACUCUAAACUUGUUGGAACCUCACCUUGAUUUCCAAAUCCCAGCUUGGUGAUUGGCUGUUAAUUGCCAAACAUGAUCCAAACAACAUACGCGCUCCGAUAUCGUGGAACGCACCUGAACGCAUAUGAGGAUAAUCAUUGUAUCUGAUCUGCAGCUGUUAUAGACAACCUUUCAUUGUGGUGGUUUCACAACUUCUGUUCUUUCAGGGCGCAAAGAAAAUCACUGUUAACGGCUGAUUUGUGAUAAAGUAAGUUUGCAAUGCGUCUUUGAUACUUCAAAGUAUUUUUGUAUGAAACCCUUUGGGUUACUUUUUUAUUAAAGAAAUGUUGAAUAAUA
This is a messenger RNA of Perca fluviatilis (European perch), 3112 nucleotides long. RefSeq names its product thioredoxin interacting protein a (gene txnipa). Gene Ontology annotation, biological process: protein transport. Gene Ontology annotation, molecular function: ubiquitin protein ligase binding. The transcript is spliced from 6 exons. Gene Ontology annotation, cellular component: cytoplasm. Lineage: Eukaryota; Metazoa; Chordata; Actinopteri; Perciformes; Percidae. The record is from RefSeq and is a predicted model, not a curated record. Bases 123 to 1319 code for a protein of 398 amino acids.